Lagopus muta (rock ptarmigan) is the source of this 4332-nucleotide messenger RNA. RefSeq names its product E3 ubiquitin-protein ligase Topors-like. The record is from RefSeq and is a predicted model, not a curated record. The coding region runs from base 458 to 1027 and encodes 189 amino acids. Lineage: Eukaryota; Metazoa; Chordata; Aves; Galliformes; Phasianidae. The transcript is spliced from 4 exons. Gene Ontology annotation, molecular function: ubiquitin protein ligase activity. Gene Ontology annotation, biological process: protein monoubiquitination; protein polyubiquitination.
GUAGGCCGGGCUCGUCCUCCCCGCGGCCCAGAACAGCUCGCGCUGCCGCCCGCGCCCCGUGCUGCCUUGUCAUCAUGGCGGCCUCUCUGCCCCGGGGCCGGCUGCUGACGAUGGAGGAAUUCAGUGACACACCUUUGCUCUGCAUGCCCUUCCAUGUCAGACACCAAAUUGUUGGAAUGCCCCUCUGCUGCCAUCUGUCACACAACUAGAAAAUAUAACAGGAUAUUGUUGUUGCAGAGCAGGGCUGCGCAGAGCCAAGGACAUUUCAGCUGCUGGUACAGACCUGCCAGUGAGAGGCUGGGGGGACACAAGGAGCUGGGAGGGAACAGAACCAGGCCAGCUGACCUAAACUGGCCAAAGGGAUAUUCCGAACCAUUUGGCAUGUAAAACCAGAGAGAAUAGGUCAGGAGGAGAUCUGCAGCGUUGGGACGGUCUGGGCAUCAGUCGUCUGGUGGGCAUGGCGUCAAACACCCAAGAGGAUCAGAAGCAGAGUGACUCUGCGGAAAUGGGCAAUGCAAGCAAGCUACAGCAGGCAGGGCCAUGUCAGGCAGCAGACAACCGGUGUCCCAUCUGCCUGGACGCCAUCUGCCAAGCUGCCCAUGUGCCCACCUGCUUUCACCGUUUCUGCUUUAGCUGUAUCUGGCAGUGGGCUGCCAUCAAUGCUGUGUGCCCCAUCUGCAGGCAGCCUUUUGACCGCAUCUUGGGCGCGAUGCAAGCAGAUGGUGACUACCAGCAGUACAUGCUCAGCACGUUCACCCAUCACCAGAGGCAUGCAGCGAGGGGGAGGAUGUGGAACAGAUCCCCACGGCAGCGCUACAACCUGCGCCUGCGUCACAGCAAUGAUCAGUCCGUAGCAGGGAGUACAGAGCCUGCAGGGCCCUCUGGCAUCUCUGCACCCAGCACCUUCAGAGAGCCAGCCCAGCCGAAUGCUGUGCAGCGCCCACCAAGCCCCGUGGACGAGCAUCCCAGAAACAUCAGCAUGCUGCUGCUGCGUGCUCGGCUCCUGCGUUUCCUUGAGAUGGAAUAAACAGCCGUAAGCAUUCCAAAGAACAACCGUCUGCAGGAAAUGUUUUCUAGUUCUAUCUCAGCAAUGUGCUUCUUGGAGUGUGUUAUGAUUUUGUUUCCUAGAAUUGCUGCAGCAGAGCAUGUUUUGUUCUUCUGCUCCUGCCUCCCUCUUCUAAGUGCUGGGAGAGGGCAGUCUGAGCCUUGUAAUAAUCAGCCAGGGAACGUGUCCUGAAGACCUGCUAAUGCAGAUGCUGUAAAGACUAGCCAUGCUGGUAGCCCUGUACCUGGAUCCCUAGAGCUUUCUCUAAGCAGGCUGGAGGAAGCCCAAAGCCUCCUAGCAUACAGCUAGACAAAUGCAUAAUGCAACAGGUGAACAACUGGCUGGUGUAUCAAGCUCAAAGGAUGUUACAUCAGGAUGGCAACUAGUCACUAGAGGGGGCUCCCCACUGCUACAUUUUAGGUACUGCUACAUUUCUCUGAUGUUUUCACAAAUGACCUGGAUGCAUGAAUUGAAGACAUACUGAGUAACUUUGCCGGUGGCACUGAACUGGAAGCAGCUGUUGACUCUUUAAGGACAGAGAAGUCUUUCAGAAUUCUUGACGGAUUGAAGGGCUAGGAAAUCACCAGCCUAAUGAAGUCCAACUAGAGCAAGUGCUGGAUUCUGCAGCUGGGCAGUCCUGGUUGUACAUACAGACUCGGAAACAAGAGACUGCAGAGCAGCCCUGCAGAGAGGAAUCUGGCAGUUCUGGCUGUCCACAAGUAGAGCAUGAGCCAGCAGCGUGCCCAGGCAGCCAAAAGGGUCAGCCAUACCCUGGAGUGCACCAGGCCCAUCAUUGCCAGUGGGUGAGGGAAGGGAUUGUCAUGAUCUGCUGUGUGCUGUGCAGUCUCACCUCAAGGACUGUGCAAUUUUGGGUGCACAUUGUGAUUUAACACUGGCAGUCAGAUGCUGAUCAUUCACUCUACCCUGGUAGGAUGGGGGCAGAAGAGAAAAAUUGCAAGAAAUCAUGGGUUGAGAUAAAAGCAGAUUAUUAGGUAAAGCAAAAGCUGUGCAUGAAAGCACAACAAAACAAGGAAUUAAUUUGCUACUUCCCAUCAGGAAAAUGUUCAGGCAGUUCCAGGAAAGCAGGGCUCAUUUUGUGCAACAAUUUAUUCGGAAGAAAAAUGCCAUCAUUCCAAAUGUCCCCCUUUCUCUUUUUGUCUAGCUCUUAAAAGUGAGCAGGAGGCUACGUGGCAUAGAAUAUGCCUGUGGCCAGUUUAGGUCAGCUGUCCUGGCUGUGUCCCCUCCCAACUCCUUGUGUAUACCUUACUUUUUGCUGAUAGGGUGGCGCAAGAAACUGAAUAGUCCUUGACUAAGUGUAAGCACUGUUCUGCAUCAACUGAAAACACUGGUCUGUUAUCAGCAUUAUUUUCAUAAUAAAAUAAAAGAAAUCACAGCAACGUAUCAGCUACUGUGAAGAAAAUUAACUUUAUUCCAACCAAAACCAUGACAGAGCUACAAUAUAAGAAGGAAAUAAAAUAUUAGAAAGCCUCCAAAAGAGAGCUAUAAAGAUAGUUAAAGGUCUCAAGGGCAAGAUGUAUGAGGAGCAAGUGAGGCCUGUGCGUGUGCUGAGCACAGAGCAGAGGAGCUGAGGGGAGGCCUGAUGGCGGCUGCAGCUGGGGCUGGGGACAGGGUCCGAACCCAAGAGGGAGAGUAGUCAGGCACUGCAGCAGGCUGCCCAGUGCAUGCCAUGACCUCAAACUGCUGGAGUUCAAGAAACAUUUGGACAGUGAUGUCAGACAUGCAGUUUGAAUUUUGGUGGUCCUGUGUGGAGUUGGUGGUGCCUGUGGGUCCUCGGUCUGUGAUCCCUGGUCUGAUCUUGUUGGUGCUUCUUGGAACAGGAGGCUGCCCUGGACAUCUCUCAUUGUCCUUUCCAAGCCAGAGUUUCCUAGGAUUGUCAGUCUUCUUGCCCACCCUGCUUUCUCCAUUAUGCAUCUGGACUCAUCCCAUUCCCUCACCUUUGGAUCUUCACCAAGACAUCCCAGCAUGAGUAUCUGAACAACACCCCUUAUAAUAUUUGUAGACCCCCAAAUGCUUUUGCCCUGUAUCUCACAAGGACUAAUGCAGUCCUGGCAGCUCCCUCUGACUGAACACUGCCAGAGCUUGCCCUGAGGUGUUGGAGUCUCCAUCGUCAUCUCCAGCCAUCUGGAUAUGGACCUGGACAACCUUCUGUAGGUAAUCCUGCUAGAGCAGGUCCAGGGGUCUCUACCAACCCCAAUCAUUCAGUGAUUUUGUUAAAUAGUUGGUGAGAUUCAAGAGUAAACUGCACCCACUUCUCUACAAUAUCAAAGUCCUCCAUUCUAAAACUGCCUAUUUACGCCAGAGAAGAGAAAGCUAAGGGGUGAAUCCUAUUAGUGUAUAUAAAUAGAUUAUGGGAGGGAGUAAGAAAGACAGAGACAGACUCUUCUCAGUGAUAAUUAGUGGACAAUUAGAGAAGAGGCAAUGAGCAGACACCGAAAUAUUAGAAAUUUGAUAAACCAUUGCUUGCUGUGGCAUAAACUCCUAUCUGUUAUUGACAGGGAAAACCUGUCCUUUCUAUAUGUUUGCAGUAACAACUAAGACAGUAACAUAUUGAUUGCUUACCCUCAAAAAUAACACAAAGGGCAAUGCAGUACACAGGUAAACACAUAGUUUGUUAUCAUAUGUACUGGAAAGUCCAUGCAUCUGACUGAGGGCAUUAAAUGUCCAAAAGCUUAAAUAAAUGUGUUGAAUUCUGUAAUUUUCAUCACUUGAUUUUUUUUGUUUGUUUUUAUUUUUACUUUUUUUAAGAUCCACAGUACUAAAAACAGUAUUACAUCAGUUCCUCUUGAGAGGACAUGAAGAUUGCUUUAUACUCAUAAAUAAUUUCAUACUCCUAAAAAUCUAGUUAGAGUGUAACUAUUGAAUCUGGUAACUACUAUAUCUGGUAUGCUUUAUUUUCCCUAUUACAUAGAUAUAAAUACUUCAAUAUUUUGAUUUCCAAGACACCAUGCUUGUGCAGAGGACAAGCAAAUAAAUAAAGGUGUCAUGGCUUUAUGAUUUUUGUUAUCAGUAUUCCACAUCAUAACAUCAUGUAGUGCACAGGGAGUUAAAGAAUUAAUGCUCCAAUUCUGUGGAUUGUCAAUAGUUUUGGCUAUGCCUGUUUCAGAAGAGAAUAACUACAUAUCCCAGAGAAUUUUUCGUCUCCAUUUUCCGUUCAGAGGGGAAGAUAAAACUGCUCACAGAUCACCAGAUGUCCUCUCUGCUCAUCUCUGCAGCAUGUGUUCCCUAGCUGUCUCACCUUUGGCAUUAGAGUAAGGCCUUCGGUUUUU